AAUUGGAGGGGGAAGUUACAGUAGGCGAACAAAUAGAACUUUACCUUUACCUCAUAUCAUAUAUUCCGAAAAGUUGUGAUUUUUUUUUAAUUAUUUUUAUUGUCAUUACGCCAAACCAUCAGCCCAUUACUUCUCAGUUCCCACUCGACAAAUCCAGAGUCAAGAAUCAAAACCCGAAGGCAUUCGAAGAAGACCCUUGAAUUUUUUUUUGAGCUGAGAAGGAAUUCUUGGAGAUUGGGAAAUUUGAGGGAAAAAUGGAUGAUUAUACGAGGGAAAUGAUGGAUUUGAAAACCCUGGUAACUCGUACUCUGGAGAAGAAAGGAGUCCUUGCCAAGAUCCGUGCUGAGCUGAGAGCUAGUGUGUUUGAAGCAAUCGAAGAGGAGGAUAAAGUAAUAGAGAAAGAAGAAGGUUUGCCUCCUGCACUAUUGGGUAGCUGCAAUGAACGGGCAAAGCAACUCCAUAACUCACCUUCAGGAAGGCUUCUAACUGCACUAAUAUGUGAAUAUUUGGACUGGGCUCAAUUAAAUCACACAUUGAAAGUCUACCUUCCAGAGUGUAAUUUGCCAAAGGAUUCCUGGAAAAAUGAAUUAAAAGAAUUCAGCAACAAGAAUGGAUAUGACCUUAAUCGGAUUGGAGACAGCGGGCCUUUGCUUUUGGAUGUUCUUGAGGGGUUUUUGAAGUAUGAGAAUUUGACUCAAGGAAGGGGUAGCAACAGGAGAUCAACCACUCCUGAACAUGAAUCUCUAUCAAACGUGGAAGGUAGAAAUAUUAGGAGGCCUUCGCCGUCAUCAGUUGCUGGGGGUCUACCUCCACUAGGAAGGCCUGUUCCUGUUUCACAAUCAUCUGAUCGAAGAGCUGGGUCAUCCACAUCUGGCUAUAGGAAAGAUGAAUACAAUUGGAGAUAUGACAACGAUGAACUUCCUGAUGAUGUAGUUCGUGCUUCUGCUGCUUUAGAAAAUUUGCAGUUGGAUAGAAAAACUCGUCACUUGACCACGUCAUGGAGGCAUGCAGGGGAUGGAAUUUCUGAGGAAGAUAGCAUGGGGUAGAAAGACCCCUUCUACCGGAACGAACUUUAACUUAGUUAUCUGGAUUUUUUAUUAAUCCAACAAUAUGUUGUUCGCGUGCAAGGUGAAUAUGUGCUCAUGUAUGCUACAAAUUUGAUGAUACCUUUCUGUAUUCUCUUCAUUUUCUUUCUCACCUCCCACCCGGUACGUUCUCACUCUCUUUAUCUAUUCUGAUGUUACAUCGAGAGCUAGUCCGAAGACGGGUUCUUUUUUUUUUUUUCCGUAGGAUGUAAAGAUUGAAAAUUUAACAUUAUCAUGAUUGUCAUCUGUGGUAGAUGUCAUCGGUCAGGCUUAUAUUUGGCUGCUUACACUGGUGUAACUAUUCCAUCAUUUUUCCUCCAAGAGUUAAUUGUAAUGUAAUACAGCAGAUGUUGGAGAAGAUGAGAUGAGUGGAUGGAUGUGUUGUAUUUCAGUUAAUUUGGCAGUAGCUCUGUAGUAUCGAAUGUUUCUUGCUGGUUGUCGGCUC
This is a messenger RNA of Sesamum indicum (sesame), 1530 nucleotides long. RefSeq names its product protein TONNEAU 1a. The record is from RefSeq and is a predicted model, not a curated record. Gene Ontology annotation, molecular function: protein binding. NCBI's taxonomy places the organism in Eukaryota, Viridiplantae, Streptophyta, Magnoliopsida, Lamiales, Pedaliaceae.